UUGAUAUAAAUAAAUGGAGAAACGAAGAGCAAGUCCUGAAUUCCUUCAAAGAUUUAAAGGCAGGAUUCAUACAUUAAAGAGUGACAAACAGCUACACGAAAAGUUGUAUAAACCACGAAAUGUAAAAAUCGACCAGCUGAGAAGCCACAACAGAGAGAUAGUCUCUGGGAGCACAUCCCUGGUCACUCCUUCCUCCACAGAAGCAGAGAGCAAGGCUGAAUUUGUUAAGUCACCCAAUACACAAAAUCUGUACCAGAAGUUAAAACGAAAUAUCCAUUCCAUUAGAGACAUGGGUCUGAGUGAAAGCUCGGGGGCUGGAAGCAGGGGGAACAGUAUUAAUCCUACCCCUCUAGGAUCCCCUAAAAGAGACCUGAAAUGCCCUAAACUGUCCACGUUCAAAUAAACAUAAACAAGCUACAGAAGAUCCAUGUGAAAUCGAAACUGGCAAUAGGAAAUACUCUAAGUCCAAAAAGAGGACCUUCAAUAAUGCCAUUGUGCUGAAUAAUCCUAUGCCAAGGUCAGAUAAGAAACGGACUUUAAGGCCCAAGAGCAUUAAUAAAUCAAACAAUGACCUCAACUUCGACCGAGGGCCAGAUAGUAAUCACAUUUUGAGUCUCCAGAAUAGCCCAAGGGCAGGCUCCAGAAUUGAGAAUUUAUUUAUCCCAGACAUUCAGUCUACCGCUCAAUUAAUCGUGGAGAAGACGAAAAACAAGAGGUAUAAAAAACAAGACAUAAUGAAUAAGUGCAGCCGUCUAAAAGUCAGAUUUGACGAAGGCCGCAAUGAUAUCUCCCCCAUGAGAUCUCUUGACAGAUCCAGGAGGUUCCUCUCGUCAAGCGAGAUUAAGGAAUCUGCCGAAAAUUACUUAUUGGAAUCCUCAAUAUCCAACCAAAAGUGUCUUGAGAAAUUAGGUAAAUAUACCUCUCCAGCUAACAAGGGUCAGCAUCCCAGGUUUUCUCCUGACUUAGACCUCUACAAAUCAAUGAAACCAUCAGUUAUUCUGAAGAGGAAUCUUUACAAACUGAACAAGCAGCUUGAAUAACCAUGAUGGUUGUGAAGAGAUUCCUUUUAUUAUAU
Moneuplotes crassus is the source of this 1075-nucleotide messenger RNA. The record is from the annotation of a GenBank genome assembly. Lineage: Eukaryota; Ciliophora; Spirotrichea; Euplotida; Euplotidae.